AUGGAAGAAAUUCAACAAAAGGAAGAGGCAAAGGCGUUUCGUUUAAGUGUUGAGAACCCCCAAAAGCAAAUGUCUAUUUUAGCUAGUUGGGUAGAUCAAAAUCAACCAAAUGGGUUGUUAGAUAUAUGUUCUGGAAUAAUACAAUAUAAUGAAGAUUCUAUGGUGUCGAUCAUAGUUACUAUUAAAGAUUUUCUUAGGAAUGCGACUUAUAGUUUUUCAUUUAAUUCUAAUUCCAUUAUGCAAGAAAGUUUAAACGAAGGCUAUAUUAAAAUUUCUAAUGUAAGUUAUAGUCCUAAUAUACCUUAUUUACAAAACCAUCAAGAACUUGUUUUAUGUAGUUCUGAGAAUGCAUCAUUCCAAUUAUUUGUUUCUAAACUUCGAUCAUUUUCACGUAUUGCAGAAGAUGAAACGAAUCAGACAAGUGAGUUAAGUACUUUGAAAUCAAAUGUAACAGAUCCUGAAGGAUAUACGUAUAAUUUCUCUCAACCAACAAAAGAGCUUUUUGAAAAUCUUAGAGGAUUUGCUGUUAUGGCAAUUGAUAAUCAUCCCAUUACACAACAAUUUCUUUCUUUGUUUGAUCAAAACAACUCAUUAUUUAAAUGUACAUAUAAAGAAUAUUUGAAACUUUUGAAUAUUGAUGUAUCAAUUGAGAAAUAUAUUAGUGAUAGACAAACUUUAGAAAAUAUUAAAGAAAACGUUAGGUUAUUCAAAAAAAAAAUUAAUACUGAACAAGUUGGUCAAACAAAAAGAGAUAAUGAAGAGUCCCAAAUGUAUGAACGACUUAAACAAAAUGGAGAUGAAUGUAGAAGAUAUGUUGAAGCUUUUCUUGAAAAAAAACAAAGAAUUCAAACAAUAUUAGAUAUUUAUAGAGCGUGUUUUUCUAUUAAUAAUGAAUGUGUGUAUGACCAUCUACUCAAAGAAGAAACAUUAUAUGAAUUAUUUGACAUUUAUCAAAGAGAUCCUAAUUUUGAACAACAAAUUAAUUUCUGGGAAGACAGUGAAAAAGUACAAAUUAGACAAAUUAUUCUUUAUCCUCCAGCUGUUAUUAAAAAAUUAAAGUAUAUAGUUAAACUUAAUUAUUUAAGAGAUGUUGUUGUUGCAAGAUUCUUAGAUGAAGCUUCUUCAAGAUAUUUUACUUGGUAUAUUAAUAAUACUCGACUCAGUGUUGUAAAACUAAUGAAAGAUAAUUAUUCUUUUAUGAACGAUAUUAAACAAGCUUUUGAAGAUGGAAAUUCAGAAAUAAAAAGUCAAGUGUUAUCAUUCUUUUCUUCAAUAUUAAAAAUUUAUAGUGGUUCUGGGAAUUCUUCUGUAGAAAAUACUAAAUUAACGUUUGAUGAAAUUAAAAGGAUGAAUAUAUUUUCUGUUACAAUUCAAGGAUAUUCUAACUCUAACUAUCUCAUAAGAUCUAAAUCAGUAGAUUUAUUAACUGACAUGUUUGUGAUGGAUUCUUUUGAAUGUACUCGUGCUAUAUAUUCAUCUAUUUCAAUUAAUGGAGAAGAUGUAAUUCCUAUUGUUGUUAUUUGUAGUCAAUUUGUCAAGGAAGAUCAUCGUUCAUUAAUAUUGAGUAUGUCUCAUCAUAUUAUUUAUUUUUUAAGAUGUGACUCAUCUGAUUUUUCAAUAGAAGAAAAAAGAAUCAAUUAUUCAUUAAUUUAUGGACAGUUAGUACCAAUAUUAGCUAGUCCAUUACAAUUCUUUCCUUCAGUUGUAACACCUAAAUUAAGAGAGCGAGUAAAAAGAGAAAGAGGAAUUAAUAAUUUUGAUUCUUUAGUGACUCAAUUAUUUGAAGUCAUUGGAUAUUUAUUUAUUUAUCAUUCUGAAUAUUGUGAAAUGUACUUUGAAACAGAAAGUAAGUUUAUUCAAGUUGUGAAAACUUGGAUAAACUGUUCUAAUGAAGUGUUAGAAACAGCAAUUCUUCAUUGUUUAAAGAGAAUACUAGAAAAGGAGAGUGGAGUAUCUGAUAUAUCGAUAAUAAGAAAUCAAAUAGUUCCAAUCAUUGUGCGUAAAUAUGUUUGUAGUUCAAAUGCUGGAAUUAUAUCAUCACUUAUUUCUAGUAUCUUUGAAUUACUAGCUAGUGAAGAAGGAAAUGCAGAAAUUAUUGACGAUGCACAAAAUUAUCUUCAAGGGUUAAGACUGGAAACGUCUCCUGAAUUAUUUAAUUCAAAUAGAGCAAGUGAAGUGUUUGAAAUAUUUUCUCAAUAUCUUAAAACACAUACACUAACGAAAAUGAGUGUCUGUUCUGUGGGACCAAUUCUUAGGUCAUCUUUUGUAAAAAAAUUUUCUCUUGCUGCUCAAAAAAGAAGAAUGUCUGAAUUAUCUGAUGAAGAAGUUGGUGGAAAGAGAAAGGGAGAUAAUAUAAGCCCUAAUUAUGAUACUCAUGUAUCAGCAUUUGAUACAACUCCCACAAAUAACCCAAUUAAAAACGGAAAAAAUGUCAAUCGCUCUACUUCAGGUGUUACAAAUACAUCUUUACAAAGACAAGUUAGUGAUGAUACACCAGAUAAACAAAUUCGAUAUAUGGUCUUUUCUAGAAGAAAAAGCACAUUUUCUUAG
Molecule: messenger RNA, 2550 nt
Organism: Entamoeba nuttalli P19
Lineage: Eukaryota; Evosea; Mastigamoebida; Endamoebidae
Exons: 1
Coding region: 1-2550 (849 amino acids)
Biological process (GO): DNA damage response; protein dephosphorylation
Cellular component (GO): nucleoplasm; protein phosphatase 4 complex
Molecular function (GO): protein phosphatase activator activity
Source: RefSeq, a predicted model, not a curated record